GUUUUAACGUGGCGGCAGGUUCACUGUUCGCGUUUGUUAUCUUCCAGGUUUUCGUUUUCUGAAGCUAGUGAUUAGAAAUCUUUCAAAUUCAUUUUGAUGCCUAGCAAACUUUCAGUUUUCACGAAUGUCGUUAGGGGAUUGAGUUCUCAUUGGGACCAUGUUAAACUUGGGCCUCCAGAUGCAAUUUUGGGAAUUACCGAGGCAUAUAAUCGUGAUACCAAUCCUCAGAAGAUUAAUCUGGGGGCUGGUGCCUAUAGAGAUGAUAAUGGGAAACCCUUCGUCUUGCCAUCUGUCAAAGAGGCUGAAUCACUAUUGUUGGCGAAAAAUUUGAAUAAAGAAUAUGCUCCAAUCAGUGGUAUCCCUCAAUUUUGCGAUCUGUCCAUUAAGCUUGCACUUACUGAUCAGUCUUCACGAAUCAAAAAUCGCUGUAACGCUACAACUCAGACAAUAUCUGGUACUGGAGCCCUUAGAAUCGGUGGAGCUUUUAUCAAUGAAUUUGCGGAACAAAAACAUAUAUGGAUGCCAACACCUACUUGGGGCAACCACAAGCCUAUUUUCACACAUAGUGGACUAAAUGUACACCAAUAUCGUUAUUACAAUAGUAAUACUUGUGGUCUCGAUAUAGAUGGUUGUUUAUCUGAUUUAUCGAAAAUUCCCAAAGGACAUUUUGUUUUACUUCAUGCAUGUGCACAUAAUCCUACUGGAGUAGAUCCGUCAUUUGAUCAGUGGCAGAAAAUUGGAGAGAUUUUGCAAUCACGUGGUUUGAUUCCAUUUUUCGACUGUGCUUAUCAAGGAUUUGCCUCCGGCAAUAUUGAUAAUGAUGCAAAAGCAAUACGUUAUUUUACCGAUGAAUUGAAUUUCCCCACCAUAUUACUUACACAAAGUUUUGCUAAGAACAUGGGACUAUAUGGUGAACGUGUUGGUGCUUUCACUUUACUUUGUUCAUCUUCUGAUGAAGCCGAACGUUGUUUGUCACAAAUUAAGAUUAUUAUUCGACCAAUGUAUAGUAAUCCACCGAUUCAUGGCGCACGUAUUGCAACGGAAUUAAUGUCUAAUCCUGAUUUACGUCAAAAGUGGCUCAUUGAUUUGAAAACUAUGGCUGAUCGUAUUAUUACAAUGCGUCAGAGUUUAAGAAAUAGUUUAAUCAAGGCAGGAUCUCAUCAUGAUUGGUCACAUAUCACUAAUCAAAUUGGAAUGUUCUGCUAUUCUGGGCUUAAUCCAUCACAGGUUGAAAAGCUAACUAGUGAAUAUUCUAUUUAUUUGACUAAAGAUGGACGUAUUAGUAUUGCUGGCUUGUCAUCUAAAAAUGUCGAAUACUUAGCUCAUGCUAUACACCAAGUUACUAAAUAAUAAGUGUUUUUUUCUUUCUGUUUGUUAAUUUAAACACAAUAUGAUGGAUUUAUUUCAAUGAUGUUUCAACGUUCUAUUUUCGUCCAUUUCUGAUUUUUCUGUGUGUAUGAAUGGUAACAUUUACCAUUACUACACAUAUUUUUACUUGACUGAUCAUGUUUUUUGUUUUAAAUAUACGUGAUCACUUUAUUGUAAACCAUCAGUGUUUAGCACUUACAAAUAAUUGUAAUGCAUUGUCUUCUGUCUGUAUCUCCUAUGUUGGGUUGAGGUUUGUUGCUCUUUUACAUCUAUAUUCCUAAAAUGUGUGUGUAAAAGUGGACAGUAUUGUGUUUCAUACAUUUGGUCCCCUUUAUCAUCUUGAAUAAAGCAUAAGCAAAAAAUUGAGCUCAA
This is a messenger RNA of Schistosoma spindalis, 1740 nucleotides long. Lineage: Eukaryota; Metazoa; Platyhelminthes; Trematoda; Strigeidida; Schistosomatidae. The record is from the annotation of a GenBank genome assembly.